AUGAAUUCAAAUAGUAAUUCACCAACAACCCCAACAAACGAUGUUAAGGAAUUAGAUAAUAUUCUAUUUAGAUUCGCGCUGACAGAUAAUGGAGUGUCGUUCAAUAAGUUUUUAGAUAGCUAUUUGGUGGAUGUCAUCGGUCGGUUGGCAUCGAGCGAUGCACUCGUCAAGAAAAAGGUGAUGGAAGUGCUGAGUAACAUCAAUAAGCGAACGAUGUUUGCCAAUGACUUGAUCUAUCCCAUCGAUAAGCUAUUGGCACUCUAUCGUGACAGUGCCACCCCGCUAGUAGUCAGAAACUUUGCAAUCGUCUACAUCGAGAAAGCAUUCAAUUCACUACCGAAAGAUCAAAGACAAUCCUAUCUAACUGCAAUAGUCGAUGGAUUAUCUUCACUGCCAAUUCAACAUCAAGAUAUAUUCUGUCAUAUUAUUUUAUCUAUCAUUUUAACAAUAACAUCAUUCCCAAAGAUUGAUAGUGAAAGAGAUAAACUCUAUCCAUUCAAAAACAAUGAAAAAGAUUGUAAUUUACUCUUGGAUUUCUUUUUAGAUUUCCUUAUGAUUCCAACUGCCAAUCUACCCAAAACUAAAGAGGAAUUAGUUAUUCCACCAGGACAUAGUAUGAUAUCAUUACAGAGAAUCAUGGGAAAGAAUAUCGAUAAAUAUGAUUUCAAUUCAAUCGUCGAGAGGAAGAUGUCGAUUCUAAACUUUUUGGCAAGUGGUUUGUUUGCCGAUACCGAUGUGAUCGUACACUUUAUCAUUGCAUCGACCGAUAUAUUUCAGGAGGUGAAUCGUAAGGGUGAAGAUACGUUGAGACGUUUGCCAAAGAUCAACUGGGAGAAUCCUGCGUUGAUCAAGAAGUUGUAUUUCAUAUUCCAAGGAACGUCAGCAGAGGAGAAUAAACCGGUGGAUCAACAGCGUAAGCCUGGUUCCUCACAGACACGUGAGAAGAUUCUCCACUAUUUCUGCAAGUCGCUGCUCGCUGCCAAUAGCUUCCCAGCGACGUUGCAAAUCAUUUUCGAAUCGGUGUAUGGCAGCAGUUCAACUAUGCGUUUGAAACACUCUGCCAUGACAUUCGUGCAGUGGGUAUUCCGACACGCCGAAGACCGUUACAUUCAGACGUUUGGACCGAUCAUCCUGAGUGGUUUGCUCAAGUUGCUAGACUCAAUGGAUAACGACAGUGGCAAGGAAGUCAAUGAACUAAAGUCAUUCACCUAUACUUCACUUGGUCUGCUGUGCAAGCGUAACAACUCAUUGUUCAACAAGGACUUGACAUUGGUGUUGAAACUAAUGUCAAAGAUUGGCAAGGAAGAAUCAUUGGUGAGCAGCGCCAUUCAAGAUUGUCUCGUAAUGAUAAGAGAAGCGUUCAUCGAUCUAAAAGAUCAAACAAUGAAAGAUAAUUUAAUCAAAAUAUUAAUGAAGUUUAUUUAUAAUAAUGAAUAUUUAAUUAGAUAUAUUGUUUUGCAAUGGGCACAACAUUGUUUUCCAUUUGAAAACGUUGCAUCUAGAUAUUUCAGUUUGGUAAUGGUUGGUGAUGUUAGACCUGAUAUUAGAGAGGAAGCAAGACGUGGAUUGGAACCGUAUGAACAUAAUGGUAAUAUGUUGAUUCCAAGCGGUGACGCUGCCACAGCAAAAUACCCAGAUUUUAAGCAGCUUUUAAAUUACAUUGUUGAAAAUCGCAAGGAAAUCAUUGAAUCCAAACAAAAGAUUGCUCAGGGUGUCAUUCAGAAUCUUGGUUUCACAUCGGUGUCAUUCGAAUACAUUCUCACUCUGUUGCGUACCUCUAUGAGAAAGACUGCUCUCUCGCAAAAGAAGACGGUACAACAGUAUUUGAAUGAAAGUUUGGACCGAUCUACAAUGGAAUCUUAUAUGGAUUUGAUAGAGUCUGCUCUUGUUUCAAAGGCUGGUGACGAUCUCUAUCUUCUUUUCAAUAUCUAUCCUGCGUUCAUCGAGAAAUUCGUAGCAAAGAUCGAUCAACUCAAUCAAUUCCUCAAGAAUGGCAAGUAUUCAACGAGAGAACUCAUUGCAAAGAUGAUUGGUUUGGUUGCUUCACAACUACCACAAGAGGUUCGCACCUCGCUUGUUGAACAGUACUUAAAGACCGUCACAACUGAGAAGGAUCAACUUGAAAUCUUUGGUCCGUUGUAUACUCUCGCCUAUAUGAUUGCAAAGAAUCAACAUGAUAAGAAACCAUUGGACGCACUUAUCAGUGAACAACAGUUUAGAUCGUUGAUCGAGCACGUCAAGCAGUUCUUUAAGAAUACCAAUGUGACGCUGAAGGUUGCUUCGAUUGCCUGUGUCGGAAUCAUUGGAUUGUACGCACCGAUUCCCUAUCUAUCAAAGGAGGAGAAGGAGUCGAUCAUCAAGGAGCUGGCGACAAUGUUGGAAGUUGGAAGUGAAAGAGGUGUAUCAGAGUCAGUGUUGAUCUCUCUCGGAUGGAUCAGUCUUGGUGAUCCCAAUCUUGGUGCCACCAGAAAGUACAUGGUUGAUUGUCUAUUCAAGCAGGUCAACAACAAGAAUGAAGAGUUGCAAUUUACCGUUGGUGAUACACUGUCGCUGAUUAUCGGUGAGCACUUGAUGCAGUCGAAUAUGAUCCAUCCAUUCUCACCAUUCACCACCGAGGAAUUGAAAUCUGAGAUUCAAGAGGAGAACGAAGCGAUCGGUCAAAAGACUGAUCAAGAUGUAACAAUGACCGAUAACAACACUGUCAAUGACGAGAAGAACCAAGAGUUGGUGGCAACUUUGGAACGUAUUCUCAGCUCCUACUUCUCAGAUAGACAAUCACCAGUGACUAGAUGCUCUGCAGGUACUUGGAUGCUUUGUAUCCUCAAGAACUUUGGUUCUAGACCAGAGAUACAAUCGUUGCUUCCACAAAUUCAAAAUGGUUUCUGUUCACUACUUGCCGAUAACAAUGAAUUGACACAGGAUAUCGCAUCGAAAGGAUUGACUUUGGUUUACGAAUCCAGUAACGAUCCUAAAUUCAAAGAGUUCCUCGUAUCGAAUCUCUCCAAGACACUCGCUGGAAAACCAGCUCAGAAAGCACCGGGUUCCUCUGAACUCUUACCAGAGGGAGCAGUUGGAAAGACUGGGCAGGUUGCAACUUUCAAAGAGUUGAGUACACUCUCGACAGAUCUAGGAAAACCAGAUAUGAUUUACAAAUUUAUGAAUCUAUCUUCACAUCAUCAAAUUUGGAAUUCAAAGAAAGGUGCUUCUUUCGCCAUUGUUUCGUUGGCAUCGAAAGCCAAAGAAGAGUUUGCACCGUUAUUACCAUAUUUGGUACCAAAGAUCUAUCGUUACAUCUACGAUCCCUCGCCAAAGAUUGCUACAUCGAUGAAGAAUAUCAUGAGUUCUAUUAUCGAUGCAAAGGAUAUCUUCCCCAAGUAUUUCGAACCGAUCAUCAAAGAUCUUAUUCAGGGUAUGGGUCAGUCGGCUUGGCGUGUUCGUGAAGCAAGUUGUGCCGCAAUUCCCGAUACAAUCUCACAUGCCUCUUCCCAAGAUCUACUGCCAUACAUUGAGGAGUUGUUUUACAUGAACUUUAGAACGCUCGACGAUAUCAAGGAGUCUGUAAGAAAAGCUGCUGAAUCAUCGAUUAAAUCACUCGGUACUGUUACCUCUAGAUUGGUGGAUCCAACUUCAACAUCGAAAGCUACAGCCGGUGAUAUUCUCAAAGUGGUACUUCCAUUGCUACUGGAGAAGGGUAUUUCCAAUGAAUCGAAAGAAGUCAAGAUCUUUACAAUUCAACAACUUCAAAAGAUUACCAAUACCUCAAAGGAUUUGAUUAGACCAUAUGUUCCACAGAUGGUUCAUGUCCUGCUAGAGUCGUUGUCAUCGAUGGAGUCUGCAGCUUUCAACUAUGCAACUAUGCAUGCCGAAUCCUAUAACUUGACACAGGAACAACUUGAAAAGGUUAGAAUUGAAGUGUCGAAAUCAUCGCCACUCAACGAUAUUUUGGAGACAUUGAUAAAGUAUAUCGAUCAAACCAACAUCUCCGAUGUAAUGUUGAACAUCAUUCAAAUGAUUCAAUUCAGUGUUGGUGUGGUAACAAGAGUUGGUGUUGCCAAAUUCAUCUCGAACCUUUUCCAAUCUCGUUAUGUCUCGGUUGAUGUACCGGAACCACUGAUGCAAAAACUGAUCAAUGCUAUCUUCCCAUCGAUUAUGGAUAAAUCACCGGCCACCAGAAGACAAUUCGUUGCAACACUCUGUAUCACCGUGAAGAAAUCCAACAACACCAAGCUCAUGAAACAAACAAUCUCACAAGUGAUGGGAUUGGUCAUUCCAAACAAAGAGACUGGUGAGAUUCCAUCGCAAGGAGAUGAGAUCGUUGCUCUAGAGACCUCUGGAAUAUUCUUCCGUGAGCUAUACAAGAUCGCCUCCACCGAAAUUCAACCAUUCAACAAAGAUCUCAUUCCCUUCCUCUAUUUCUUCCGUUCUCAUCCUAAACCAGAGGUUGCCGAACUCUUCAAAACCAUUUGGGACGACAACUCCAUUGGAAAUAUUAAACUGUACACCGACGAGAUUAUCAAGAUGAUAUCGAUUAACUUGCUAUCGAGUUCAUGGACCGCCAAACAACAAGGAGCACUCUGUCUCUCGAAUCUGACAAACGAUAUCAAGAAUAUGAUGCAUGGACACUUGCCAGUGGUUUUGGAUCUGGUUGCAAAAGGUUUGCUUGGAAAAACCUAUUCAGGAAAGGAUACAUUGUUAGAGUCAAUGUCUGCCAUUUGUAUUAUAUGCUGUGAUGAAAUCAAGUCGGCACCAAACGAUGGAAAGAUGCCCUCUGCUGUAGAUAUUCUUACUGUUAUGAUUCAAGAGUGUAAGAAAUCGGAUUUGGAAUACAAGAGAAAAGCACUGGCAAACCUUUCAAAGAUUAUUUCAGCAUUCAAGGAUAUAGAUGUCUAUCAAAAGGUGAGCGAGAUUUUGUAUCCAAUUCUAUUCGAACAGGAAAAAGAAAAGAAGGACGAUUCGGAAGAGGUCGACCCAAAGACAAAGCCAAUGAUGAUUAUGGUCAGAACUGCAGCCUACAACGUAAUCGGUGAAGCUUAUUCUGCCGCAAGCAAAGAAACACAAGUCAAGAAUGCCAACAUUGCCGAUAAGCUUCUAGAGAAUCUUAUUCAUAGUAUCUGGAGUGAACAAGUAUCGAUACUGGCAGCAAUGAAACUUGUUAUUCAUUCACUCUGGGAGAAUGGUAAUGAAGACUCCAAGAUCCUCUCUGAACGUUGGGUACCUGCAUUCAUGGAAAACAUCCUCGAAUGUUUGAAUACCACAAAAUAUACCGUCGUAAAGAAGAGUGUUUUGGAUUUGAUUGAACAGAUCAUCACAGAUGGCAAGAAAUAUUCAGUUUUGGAGUACAAGUUGAUAAAAUCAAUUUAA
Messenger RNA from Heterostelium album PN500, 5361 nucleotides. RefSeq names its product ECM29 family proteasome component. Gene Ontology annotation, molecular function: molecular adaptor activity. The coding region runs from base 1 to 5361 and encodes 1786 amino acids. Gene Ontology annotation, biological process: proteasome assembly. The transcript has 6 exons. Gene Ontology annotation, cellular component: cytoplasm; nucleus. The record is from RefSeq and is a predicted model, not a curated record. NCBI's taxonomy places the organism in Eukaryota, Evosea, Eumycetozoa, Acytosteliales, Acytosteliaceae.